Messenger RNA from Mesocricetus auratus (golden hamster), 2176 nucleotides. RefSeq names its product reticulocalbin 1 (gene Rcn1). The transcript is spliced from 6 exons. Bases 192 to 1169 code for a protein of 325 amino acids. Gene Ontology annotation, cellular component: endoplasmic reticulum. Lineage: Eukaryota; Metazoa; Chordata; Mammalia; Rodentia; Cricetidae. The record is from RefSeq and is a predicted model, not a curated record. Gene Ontology annotation, molecular function: calcium ion binding.
GCCCACCACCCAGGCAGGCGACGUGGCUCCGCGGCCCCGGCCUCCCCCAGCAGCGCCGCGGCCAAUGGGCGCGUGAGUGGGGCGGCCCGAGCCUCCCCCGCGCCAGUCGGGCGCGCCCCUCGCUGGGGAGGGGACAGUGGCCACGGCGCUGAGAAUCCCUACUGCCCCGCCACCUUUCUCUGCUCGCGACCAUGGCGCGCGGUGGCCGCCUGGGACUCGCCCUGGGGCUGCUGCUGGCGCUGGCGCUGACGCUGCGGGCCAAACCCACUGUGCGCAAGGAGCGCGUAGUGCGGCCCGACUCGGAGCUGGGCGAGCGACCGCCCGAGGACAACCAGAGCUUCCAGUACGAUCACGAGGCCUUCCUGGGCAAGGAGGACUCCAAGACAUUCGAUCAGCUAAGCCCGGACGAGAGCAAGGAGAGGCUGGGGAAAAUUGUUGAUAGAAUUGACAGUGAUGGAGACGGUCUCGUCACCACCGAGGAACUGAAAGUUUGGAUCAAACGGGUACAGAAAAGAUACAUCUAUGAUAAUGUCGCUAAAGUCUGGAAGGAUUAUGAUCGGGACAAAGACGAAAGGAUCUCCUGGGAAGAAUACAAGCAGGCUACCUAUGGCUACUACUUAGGAAACCCCGCUGAGUUCCAAGAUAGUUCUGAUCAUCACACCUUUAAAAAGAUGCUGCCACGGGAUGAGAGAAGGUUUAAGGCUUCAGACCUUGAUGGCGACCUGACAGCUACUCGGGAGGAGUUCACUGCCUUUCUGCACCCAGAGGAGUUUGAACAUAUGAAGGAAAUUGUAGUUUUGGAAACGCUGGAGGACAUCGACAAGAAUGGGGAUGGCUUUGUGGACCAGGACGAGUACAUUGCGGACAUGUUUUCCCACGAGGACAACGGCCCUGAGCCAGACUGGGUUUUGUCCGAACGGGAGCAGUUCAAUGAUUUCCGAGAUCUGAACAAGGAUGGGAAGCUAGACAAGGAUGAAAUUCGCCACUGGAUCCUCCCUCAGGACUAUGACCACGCACAGGCUGAGGCCCGGCACCUGGUUUACGAGUCAGACAAAAACAAGGAUGAGAUGCUAACCAAGGAGGAGAUUCUAGACAACUGGAACAUGUUUGUGGGAAGCCAGGCUACCAAUUACGGGGAAGACCUUACCAAAAACCACGAUGAACUCUGAAAGACGCCCAUCCUGUUGUGGCCGACUGUGGGGACAUUCUUCAGGUGUUCUGGGUGGUUGCUACAGUUGUCAGGUGUACAGCAGUUGUGUCCCUAAGCACUGAGAUUCUUCCUCAGAUUGGGGUAAAAAUUAGCUUUCAUUCCAUAUUUACUGGAAAAUAGCCAUUGCUGUUUAUUCCAGUAGGAUUUCCCCCGAAGCACAUUAAAAUCUUGGCAACUGCAGUUCUCUGAGGGGAUACAUUGUUACAACAUGGUUGCUACGACAUGGUUUUGAAGUCCCACCUCCCCCCCACUCUUUAAAGGAAGGGGAAGAAUGUGAGAGGCUUCUGUUGCUGGGGUGGGGCACACCAUGCAGAGUGACUGAUCGUAUUUGAACUAUUAGAUUCGGGGCUGUAUUGUUGCCACUGUUAAACAGUGGUGAAGGAAAAGUCUGAAGAAGUCAAUGUUGUAUUGUCCUAGGUCGGCUAACCUUGGAGCAGGCAUGGUAUUUCAAAUGCUUUAUAUUUUGAGCUGUUACUGUAAAUGGUAUAUAAACUCUUGUGUGUUGUUUUCUGUAUGGGCCUGCUAAUGUGCACAGUAAUCCCACAUCUUUGGUUUUUUUGUUUUUAUACUAAAAAGCAAUCAAAAAAGAUAAUGUGAACAAGAAAGGAAUUUUAGAGAUGAAUGCCAGGUAUAUGCAAAACUGUAUGACCAUGGUCAACACUCUAACUAUACUUGAGAAUUUUUUUCAUGUUAAUGAGCGGGUCUGGUGUUUGAAAUAGAGAAUAGAAACACAGUUCUUUCCUGGGUGUGAGGCUUUGCAGGUCUAGGGAAUCCAGACGUAGUGGCAUUUAUUGCUUGUUGAGUACUGAAUCUUUGAGCCUGCUUCCAGCACAGCUUAUGCCAAGGAAGCAGGACAAGGUGAUAAUCUAAGCCACUGACCAAACUAGCUGGAGUAACAAUUUACAGAUGAAAUUCCACCUCAGGAAUUGAACAGGAGGUGAAUGGAAUAAAGGAUACCCUUGAGGA